Messenger RNA from Calliphora vicina (urban bluebottle blowfly), 3473 nucleotides. It is a transcript of the gene GLS, whose product is annotated as Glutaminase. NCBI's taxonomy places the organism in Eukaryota, Metazoa, Arthropoda, Insecta, Diptera, Calliphoridae. The coding region runs from base 161 to 2269 and encodes 702 amino acids. Gene Ontology annotation, biological process: L-glutamine catabolic process. Gene Ontology annotation, molecular function: glutaminase activity; protein binding. The record is from RefSeq and is a predicted model, not a curated record. The transcript is spliced from 7 exons.
GUUAAUCGUCAGUGAAAUUGAAAUAACAGUGAAGAAAAAGAAAUUCAAUUAAAUAAAAGAAACGAUAAAAAAAGUUAAAAGUUAAAUCUUAGAUACAAGUUAAGUUAAACCUUUAAAAAAUAAAAAUUUUCAAUUCAAAUUAAUAUCAAUCAUACGCAACAUGGUCUUGAGUGAAGAAAUUGAACAAUUAAAGUUACAAGAACAACAGCAAUCUUUAAAAGCCCAAGAAAAUAAUAAUUAUCAAGAUUCCACCACAACCGAUAUAAAUGACAAUUUGCAAGUGCCGCAAUGUUUAAAACUUCAUCCCAAUAUCGAAAAACUUAAACUGGAAGAGUGUGUUAAAACUCAACAGGGUAAUAAUCAUGAAGAAAAUCGUAGGCAAGAAGAAAAUACCAAAAGUCGUACAGAUUUAGAAAACUCUGAAACAGCUCAAAUUAUCGAGGAGAUAAUUGAGGGGAUUUCUUUGCAAGGGCGCCGGGGUACAUUAGUACGCACCAUAUCAGCUGUUUUAAGCCAUCGUGAACAGGAGCAACGCAAUGCUGAAGAUGUUUUAUUCGACAUGUUCUACAAUGAGGAGACGGGUCUGCUUUCCAUGGGCAAAUUCUUGGCUGCCCUUAAGACCACCGGUAUUAGGCGUAACGAUCCCCGCAUUAAGGAGCUUAUGGAUAAUUUAAAGAAAGUUCACAAAUUAUCCAAUUAUGAAUCGGGAUCGUCUGCCGAAACACAAAAUCUAAAUCGCGAAACAUUUAAGGCUGUUGUGGCCCAAAAUAUUGUCUUGAUUGCCAAGGCUUUCCGUCAACAAUUCGUUAUACCCGACUUUGUGGGUUUCGUCAAGGAUGUAGAGGAUAUUUAUUGGAAAUGCAAAAGCAAUACCGCUGGCAAAGUGGCCGAUUAUAUACCACAAUUGGCCCGUUAUAGUCCUGAAUCGUGGGGUGUUAGUAUUUGCACCAUUGAUGGCCAACGUUAUUCCAUUGGUGAUGUGGAGGUACCCUUCACUUUACAAAGUUGCAGCAAACCUUUGACCUAUGCCAUUGCCCUGGAGAAGCUGGGCGCCAAUGUGGUGCACUCGUAUGUGGGUCAAGAGCCCAGUGGUCGUAAUUUCAAUGAAUUGAUUUUGGAUUAUAAUAAUAAACCCCAUAAUCCCAUGAUUAAUGCUGGUGCCAUUUUAACCUGUUCCUUGAUUCAUGCAUUAAUCAAGCCCGAAAUGACUCAAGCCGAAAAAUUCGAUUACGUGAUGUCGUGGUUCAAGCGUUUGUCCGGCGGCGAUAAUAUUGGCUUUAAUAAUGCUGUAUUCUUGUCGGAACGUGAAGCUGCCGAUCGUAAUUAUGCUUUGGGUUUCUAUAUGCGUGAAAAUAAAUGCUAUCCUAAACGCACAAACUUAAAGGAUUGUAUGGACUUUUAUUUCCAGUGCUGUUCCAUGGAGACAACCUGCGAAGCCAUGGGCGUUAUUGCCGCCACCCUGGCCAACGGUGGUAUUUGUCCCACCACCGAAGAGAAAGUAUUCCGCCCCGAAGUUGUACGUGAUGUCCUCUCAAUUAUGCACUCUUGCGGCACCUACGACUACUCCGGCCAGUUCGCCUUCAAGGUCGGCCUGCCCGCCAAAUCCGGUGUCAGCGGUGCCAUGAUGUUGGUCAUUCCCAAUGUUAUGGGCAUUUUCGCCUGGUCACCACCUCUCGAUCAAUUGGGCAAUUCUGUGCGUGGUGUACAAUUUUGCGAAGAGUUAGUGAAUGUCUUCAAUUUCCAUCGUUACGAUAACUUGAAACAUGCCUCCAACAAGAAAGAUCCGCGCAAACAUCGUUACGAAACGAAGGGUUUGUCUAUUGUCAAUUUAUUGUUUUCGGCAGCUAGUGGUGAUGUGACCGCUUUGCGAAGACAUCGUUUGUCCGGCAUGGAUAUAACAUUGGCCGAUUAUGAUGGCCGUACAGCGUUGCAUUUAGCCGCUUCCGAGGGUCAUUUGGAUUGUGUGAAAUUCCUGUUGGAACAAUGUCAUGUGCCCCAUAAUCCCAAGGAUCGUUGGGGUAAUAUGCCCGUUGAUGAGGCGGAGAAUUUCGGCCAUAAGACAAUUGUCGAAUACUUGAAACAGUGGGCUGAGAAGGCUCAGCCGACUGAGGAGGUGCCAACAGAGGCGGUUGUUUCGAAAACGGAGGCAGAUGAGGAACUCAUACCCGAUGAAAUUAAUCCCGCUUACGAUCGCAGUUCUACCGCUAGUCCAAUGCCCUCAGAAGGUAGCAGCAGUGGUCCUGAUGACACUACACGUCCCGGCUUGUAAAGACUUUUAAACACAGUUAGAAUAAUCAAAGAGAAAUUUUGUGAGAAAAGGAAUCUCUUACUAGAAUAUUAAAUAAUAUGCUUUAAUUUUUUUUAUAUUCGUUAUAUAUAAUUUAAAAAGAAAUAACUAUAUAUAGUUUAAAAAUUAUUUGGCUAAUUUUGCGAGUAGUUACAAAACUUUUCCUUGUUUUUAGCUUUAAGCUUUAACAGAAUUUAAAAGAGAAAGUUAACAGAAAAAAAAACAAAUAAUCUCGAAUUGAUAAAAAAAGUUAAAAGCCCAGCUACUUAUAGAAAGAAGAGUACUUAAGUUUACAAAUAAUAAUGACUCAAAAAUCAUUUUUUUAAUUAAAAAAAAACUCCAAAGAUAUUGAAUGAAACCAGUGUUGAAUUAUAGAAAUAUAUAUAAAAAGAUUAUGAAAUGACAAUAAUAUUUAACUUAAAAACUAUACAAAUACACAUAUAAUUUCCAUAUAGAGAUCUACUUAAAAUACAAAUUUAAGUUUCAUAGUUUUUUUUUUUCAUCAAUUACAAUUUCAUUUUCUAUAUUUGUAUAUAUGUAUACAAAUCAAUUGCAACACGCCCUCUUUUCUGCCCCCUUUUUUUUCUUGAUAAACAUUUAUAUAUCUAGUUCCAUAAUAUACUUUAGUUAUAUAUAGCAAAAAGCUUAAAUAUCUUUUUAAUAAUAAGCUUAAUAAUUAAUUUUCAUUUUUCUUUCGUCUGUGUAAAACACCUGUGAUUAUUCGAAAUUUUUUUAUUUGUAUUUUACUUAAAUCAUAUUACUUUUUUUAUUAAUUUAAAUUAUUAUUUUUUGAACAUACAUAAUUUAUAGGCUUGUAUUAUUGUUUUAUUAGGGUUUUGUUUAUUUUUAAUUUUUAAUAAUUUUCCUAAAUAAAUAUAUAGAGUUUUAAACUCGUUUUUGAUUCCUUUUAAUAUUUUGUUUAGUUAAUUAAAUAAUUUUAUAAUUCAUGAUCACAUAUUUUUGUUUUUGUUAGUAAGUUUAUGAAAAUAGUUUAUUAUCAAUAUUUUCUAUAUGUAUUUAAUUAUUUAUUAAGUCUCCAUUAUAGAAAACAAAAACCAUUAUAUUAACUACUUACUUAUGUUUAAACAAAUAAGUUUGUAUAGAUGUCCUAAAUAUUUAUUUAAUUGUGUUUCAGAAAUGAUAUAAAAUCAAAUAAAAUAAAUUAAAACGAAACAAAAAAACAAAA